Peronospora belbahrii is the source of this 2625-nucleotide messenger RNA. Lineage: Eukaryota; Oomycota; Peronosporomycetes; Peronosporales; Peronosporaceae. The record is from the annotation of a GenBank genome assembly.
AUGCUCGAAUCUUCUGAUAUGGUCAUGCCUUCAAGUCUAAGUGAAUUAGGUGAAAGUUCAUUAUUAGACCAACUUCAUGAUUUACAUCGACGUUUGGCACUUGUGCGUCAAAAUUCACAACGUUAUAAUUCCUUAGCACGUAAUUUCGGACCGAUUCCCAUGGCUCAUGAUACGAAUAAGAUUAUUGUCUGUUCUUUACAUCAUUGUAUACGUAUGUUUAAGACUGAUCAAGGUGAUGGAUGGCAAUAUGAAACAUCAUCAAGUGGACUGAAAAGUGCAAUUGAUUAUUUAAGUACUGGUAAUACAGUACGAUGGGUUUCAUGGCCAGGAGCGACAGUAGAUGAAUCAAGUCAAGAUGGUGUACGUCGACGUUUGGUGGAAUAUCAAUGUCAUCCAGUUUUUCUUCCUCAUGAAACAUUGGAUUUAUAUCAUAAUCAAUUUUGUAAUGUCGUGCUAUGGCCAUUAUUUCAUUCCUUACCACAACAAUCCGAUAGUCGAUUGCUUGAGAAUUUUGGAGAUAAGUAUGAUGCGUAUUGCUCAGCUAACCAAAAAUUCCUAGAGGUUGUGUCUGAAAUUUAUAAGGAUGGAGACCUCGUACUUGUAUGUGAUUAUCAACUCAUGACACUUCCGGGAUUACUCCGUCGUCGCUUUUCUGACGUAACGUGUGGUUUUUAUUUUCAUUGUCCCUUUCCGUCGUCGGAGUUCUUUCAAAUGCUGCCAGUACGUGAGGCGUUGCUCCAUGGUGUAUUAGGUGCUGAUUUGGUUGUUUUUAAUCACUUUGACUACGUGCGCCACUUUCUUAACGUGUGCACGCGAAUGCUCGGACUUGAGUCGUCGCCCAGUCGCGUUGAGUACAAUGGACGCCUCGUCUCGCUCGGUAUUUGCCCCAUGGGUAUCGAUCCUGUCAAGUAUGCACUGACACCAAAGGUGGAGGCGCAGGUUGAGAUACUUAAGCGCCAGCAAGACGGCCUCAAGAUCAUUGUGGGUGUGCACAAACUCGACUUCUGCAAAGGCAUCCCCGAGAUGCUCGAGGCGAUGGAAUACCUGCUACAGUACUACCCAGAGUACCGUGGAAAAGUCGUGCUGUAUGCUAUUGUUCGUGACGCCGGACGCACAGCAUCAUUACAGUACCGAAUGCUUAGUCGUCAGAUUAAUGAACUUGUUGGGCGUGUGAACGGCCAGUUUGGAACAGCUGAGUACUGCCCUGUGCGAUUUUUAAAGCAAUCGAUCGAUCACGACCAGCUCGUGGCGCUGUAUAACUGCGCUGACGUAGCUAUUGUGAGCAGCAUUAAGGAAGGAAUCAAUUUGCAGGCGAUGGAAUUCAUCGCUGCCCAGAAGAAAAAUUGCCAUGGAGUGCUUGUCUACAGUGAAUUUGCAGGGUGUGCGUCGUCUUUCCAAGGUGCGCUGUUGGUGAACCCGAUGCACAUCGAACAAGUCGCGGCAAGCGUGGAUACAGCGCUUCGAAUGAGCACGACAACAAAACGUAUUCGGCAUCACCAAUUAUCGCGCUAUGUAAACACGUAUACGUCGACUUUAUGGGCUCAACGAAUUAUGUCGGCUUUGAACGAGGCAGCUGCAACCGCACAAGAAUAUAACCGUCUUGACAAGCUAGACACCGCACAAUUGCUUGGCUAUUACGAACGAAGUCAACGACGCCUGUUUUUGCUGGAUUAUGAUGGUACGCUUGUAAAUUACCAGAGUAUGGAGGAACUGGCGGAGCCUUCUUCGGCUCUGCUCUCUUGUCUCGAAGACCUUACAUCCGAUCCAAGCAACACGGUCUACAUCAUUAGCGGAAGGAACAAAAAUCGUUUGCAGGAAUGGUUUGGUCAUUUGCCGCGUGUUGGACUGGCUGCUGAGCAUGGCUAUUGGUUUCGUCCGGCUUCCAAGCAUUCAUCUACGCUCGAUGUGGACGGAAAUGGUAGUAUUACGGUGAAGAAGAGCGAUCUUGCAGAUAUGAGUAGCGAAGAAUCACCACGUGCGGCAGAAUCACUUUCUAUUGUGCUUACCUCAGAAAAUGAUCCGCUGGCCAGUUCGUCUUCAUCGGUCAUGGGUGCAAACGAAAUUGCAGUCUUUGAAAGAGCUCCCUGGCAGUGUAUGUUCAGUGACGUUGAGUUGGAGUGGCGCGAUGAAGUGGAAAGUAUCUUGGAACACUUUACAGAGCGGACCCCCGGCUCAUUGCUAGAUGUAAAGGAUUGCUGCUACACAUGGCACUUUCGGGACGCCGACCCCACGUUCGGUCUGAAGCAGGCAAAUGACAUGCAGCUUCAUUUCGAUCAAAUGCUGCGUGAUAUGCCAGUUGGCGUGGUGAUGUGUCGAAUCAAGAAGUAUGUGACGAUUCGGCCGUGGCGCGUAAACAAAGGCCGAGCUGUAAGCCGUAUCCUGGAGUACGAAAGUGAGACACCGUACUUCACAGCACUUGACUUUGAUUUCAUUCUUGCGCUUGGCGACGAGCGCACGGACGAGAAUAUGUUUGAUGUCGUUCAGGGCAGCAACUGUUACACGUGCACGGUAGGCAUGAAAGUUAGUCGCGCACAGUAUUACCUGGAUGAUCCUGAUGAAGUUUUGCGCGUGCUGACUGCCUGUACAAGCUUGAUGACGGUUGACCGGCACCCACUUUCAGGCUAA